GACUGCGGAGUUUUAGCACAGCUCUGGCAGCACGUAGCAGGUCAUGGGACUCGUAUCCUGGAGCGUUAUCAGAUGUGAUUGGUUCCAUUUCAAGAUAGCUGCUUCGUGAUUGGUGCUCUGUAUUAUCAGUCACCCAUCCUGUUUUGUGAUUGGUUAUUCUUCCGUUUCCGCUUCGCCUUUUUUCUUCGCAGUCUUUCUUUUCGAGGUGCUAGCUAAUCGGUUUCGGUCCACGGCUACACCUGAUCACAGUCUCUCACAAGUACUCACAACAUGGAUGAUUUUGACAUGCUGAACGCCCCCGCUGGAAACGGCGUCGGCUCCGAUGAAGACCCUGCUGCCGCGUUCUUGGCCCAGCAGGAGAGCGAAAUCGCGGGGAUUGAAAACGACGAAGGCUUCAGCAUCCUGGACAGCGGAGAGGUCCCCUCGUCGCUGGGAGACUCUAACGAUGGUGCUGUCAACGGAGAGCUUCAUGGGGAAAGCAACGGUCCAUCUGACGCCUAUGCAGCGAUUUCUAGUGCAGACCGGCUGCAGGCCGAACCCGAAAGCCUACGCAAGUGGAGGGAGGAGCAAGGCGAGCGCCUGGAGUUGCUCGAUGAGAACUCUCUGAAACAGGAGUCAGAGUGGAAGGAGAAAGCCAAGGUAGAGCUGGAAGAGUGGCACGCCAGGCAGAACGAGCAGCUGGAGAAAACCAAAACCAAUAACAGGGCGGCUGAGGAGGCCAUGAUUUCAGAUCUGGAUGAGAACAACCCGGGCACGGAGUGGGAGCGGGUGGCCCGGCUCUGUGACUUCAACCCCAAGUCCAGCAAGCAGGCCAAAGAUGUGUCCCGCAUGCGCUCCGUCCUCAUCUCCCUGAAGCAGUCCCCGCUAGUCCGCUAGGCGGCCGAGACUGCUCGGGGGCAUCAUUCCAUAUCAUCGUCUGUCACCACACACACACCAACCAACCCAACGACCGCAAUCUGUAUCCCCCCUCUCCUUUCUCUCUUUCUACCUAGCAGGGCUGUAGAGAUUAGCCUUGAGGCACCAACAGGUUUUCACCUGUCACGGUCUUGUAAUUUCAUCUUCCUCGUUGUUUAACUGAGAUCAGGGCACCGUUUGUCUGAGGCUGGUGAGUUGGCACACUAAAAGGGAAGGGUUGAUGUUUGUUUGCGCUUACAGCUGCACUACGGCCCGUUUCAAUUUCAUUCCCAUGAUGCUCUUCUCUCUUCACCUGUCCGUCUCAUGAAUCCUUCUCUGACCCACGAGGGUUGUUUGAUGUUUAAUGGUUUGCCUUUUUGUUUCCCAUUCUUGCAUAAAACAUAUUUCAGAAUCUUUUUUUUUAUUUUUAAGGACCAAACUCAAUAACAAAAUUCAGUGUGUAGUUUGAACAGUGUGUGUGUGUGUGUGUGUGUGUACAGCCUGCUUGUGGCACAUUGUGUUCCAAUCUAUGCAUUUCCUUUUGAAAAGCCUCUUCUCUCCAGUCAGGAACUGAACAAAGUCCAGUCAUUACAAUAAAUAUGAACAGUUUGUGUGCGUGUUUAAACCUCAACUCUCUGUGUGUGUGUGUGUGUGUGUCUGUACUAUUAUGCGUGUACCUAAUGUACAUAUACAGAAGGCAAUAUAUAUACAGUAUAUAAAACGUUUGUCACUGAAAUUAAACAGUUGUGGUUUUAAAGAUAACUAGAUAGUAGCCAGCUGUUGCUUGACCAUGCGUGUUCAUUGUCCAUUUGAUUUCAAUGUCAGUAAAAAAUGAAUAAAAGCAGUUGUCCUGUCA
Messenger RNA from Cyclopterus lumpus (lumpfish), 1750 nucleotides. RefSeq names its product clathrin, light chain A (gene clta). The record is from RefSeq and is a predicted model, not a curated record. The transcript is spliced from 5 exons. The coding region runs from base 271 to 876 and encodes 201 amino acids. Gene Ontology annotation, molecular function: clathrin heavy chain binding; structural molecule activity. Gene Ontology annotation, biological process: clathrin coat assembly; clathrin-dependent endocytosis; intracellular protein transport. NCBI's taxonomy places the organism in Eukaryota, Metazoa, Chordata, Actinopteri, Perciformes, Cyclopteridae. Gene Ontology annotation, cellular component: synaptic vesicle membrane; plasma membrane; clathrin coat of trans-Golgi network vesicle.